Chlorella variabilis is the source of this 690-nucleotide messenger RNA. RefSeq lists its product as hypothetical. The coding region runs from base 1 to 690 and encodes 229 amino acids. Gene Ontology annotation, molecular function: ribonuclease III activity. The transcript has 6 exons. The record is from RefSeq and is a predicted model, not a curated record. Lineage: Eukaryota; Viridiplantae; Chlorophyta; Trebouxiophyceae; Chlorellales; Chlorellaceae. Gene Ontology annotation, biological process: RNA processing.
AUGGUGCUAGCUGCGCCGCCGCCUGCCGCCGCCGGUGCCGCCCGGCCGCCGGCGGCAGCGGCAGCGGCAGCAGCGGGGCUGUCGCCCCUCAGCGACCGCCGCCUGCUGGCCGAGAAGCUGACCCACACGGCCAAGAACAUCGUGUGGGGGGACCUGCGGCACGAGCGGCCGCAGGAGGCGAGCAAGGAGCGCAUCCACGAGCUGCAGGAGCGGCUGGGCUACCGCUUCAGCAACCUCUACCUGCUGCGCCUGGCGCUCAUCCACAGCAGCGCGGCGCCCACCACCCACAACAGCAUCAUGGCCUGGAUCGGGGACGCAGCCAUGUACCUGGUGGUGGCCGAGGAGGUGGCGGCGGCGCUGGGCUACGCGCCCAUCGGGCAGCUCAGCGAGGUGCGCAAGACGCUGAUUGGGCGCGCCAUGUGCGAGAAGUAUGCCGCACACCUGGGCCUCUCGGAAUACCUGGUGCUGGGCAAGAGCGUGCGGAUCCAAAACGCGGGCGUGGCGAGCAGCAACAUGCUGGCCGAACUGUUUGAAGCAGUCAUGGGGGCUGUGUACUUGGAUGGCGACCUGGAUGCCGUGCGGCGCUGCUACAUCUCGCUCUUCCCCCUGCCAGCCGACCCGCUGUCGCUGCUCCAACCUGACGGCAGCGGCAGCACGCCCAGCAGCAACGACCCCAGCCCCUGGGAAUGA